This is a messenger RNA of Cajanus cajan (pigeon pea), 2299 nucleotides long. RefSeq lists its product as uncharacterized. NCBI's taxonomy places the organism in Eukaryota, Viridiplantae, Streptophyta, Magnoliopsida, Fabales, Fabaceae. The record is from RefSeq and is a predicted model, not a curated record.
CCAAUACCAAAUAUAAUUGAGCAGUUACGAACAUUCAAAAUCCGUGGCUUCUCUGACCUCUCCGCCAAUCUUCUUCACUACACUGAGUGAGGUCACGUUUUCUUCACCACCAAACCAAUGAAUCAAAUUCGAAUCCAAAUUUGAACCUCCAAACCCUAGAAUUCGCCAUUUCAAUUUCUUCGAUGGCCACUGCGGCAUUCAAAUCCACCACCAAGAGAACCCCCGUCGGAGCUUCCUCCGCCGAGGACUCCGCCGCCUCCCUCCACCACCGCCGCUCGCGGAGCCUCAGCCGUCCCUCCCGCCCCUCCUUCCCCUCUCGCGGCGACGACGACCACCACCGCACUCCGAGAGGCCGCUUCGUCAACACCGUCCGCGGCUCCGUCUUCCCUGAGAUCAGCCUCGAUGAUCUCGCCAUCGAGUUCUUCGAGUCCGCCAAUCGUGGCCGCUUAGGCUUCGGAACCUCCGAGUCCGAGGCCAGCGCCGGCGCCGGUGCCGCCGCGUCGCAGCGGCGAGGGAGGUCCGUUUCGAGGAAGAGCUCCGGCGUCGGCGAUGACAGAAGGAGCAGUGUUGGCGGCGGCGGGGGAAGGUCGGUCUCCGAUGCGAAUUCGAGAAGGAGGAGAUCGGUUUCGGUGGUUCGGUACCAAGUCAGCGAUUCUGAGAGUGACCUGGAUCAUUCUCAGAAUUCUAGAAGUCGUUCAAAUCUGAAAAAUACUGGUGUUGGGAAUAAGCUAAUGCACAAGCCGGUUGCUUCAGAUCAAAGGCCAGUGCUGAGAAAGUCCCUAAGCCAGAAGGAUUUGAGGUCAUAUGAUGGCUACUCUAGUCAUUCUUCAGUUCUCACUGAUGAUGAAGGAGCAAGUGCUCGCUCUAAUAAAAGUGGAAUUGAUAAACUACGAGCAGUUUAUGCACAGAAGGUGUCACUUACUGACAAGGAUAAAGGAUUGCACAAAGCUAAGCAGAAAGAAUUAAGGCAUAUGGAAACUGCGCAGGCUGUGGUGAAACCAAGGAACUCCACUUCAUCUUCCAGUGAUUGCGUGCUAGCAAACAGUUCUGAUGUUAUUAAGGUUGUUUCUUCAAUCAGAAGGAACUAUGAAACUGAACUGGAACAGUCAGAGAAGCGAAAACAAGACUUAUUAGCUGAAAUGGUGUAUGAGGAGCAGCGAGGCAGGGAACUUUCUAAGAUCGUUAAUGAAUUGAUUCCUGCUAAGGAGGGCAAUCCUGUAAAAAAUCUGCCAAGAGCCAGGAAGAGAAGUAAUGACAGAAGUCGAAUGUCUAUGUGCUUGACUGAGGAGGCUGAGAGAUAUAUUGAGGAUUUUAUUUCAAAUGUUGAAGAUACGGAUAUUUCAUCACUUGAUGGUGAAAGGAGUGAUGCAAGCUCAACCAUUGGAGGACUAAUAAAACCAGAAACAUUUAGUAGUCCUCCAGUGCCUAGAUCUCUUCCUGGUUUGACAGAUGGGGUUACAUUGCCAUGGUUGCAAUGGGAGACAAGUAAUGAUUCUUCUCCUCUGACAAACCUGAAUAAGGCACAUAUGACAACCACUCCAAAAACUGCAAGUUCUACUCAGGAAAUCAUCAGUGUACAAGAUCAAAGUAACAGUUCUAUCAGCAGUCGUGGAAGCUGGAGCCCUGAUUACCUUCAGGAGUAUGUUGGGAAGGAUGUAUACAGUAAAUUUGGAGAAGGUUAUGGUUACCCGUUAUCAGCUAAAUCCAAAGGAUUGAGGUAUGAUAUGGAUGAUUACCUCAAAGUUAAAAGCAAUGAAGAUUUGUUAAUUGAGAGUUGGAAGCAACGGCGGAGAAUUAAUUCAGGCAGUCUCCUAUUGUGUAGCCUAAGAUUAUAUUAGACAUGAUCUGUUUUUGAAGAAUGGCCAUUCCUCCUUCUACCCUGUUACUCAAGGUUUGAGUUCAAGCUUUCUGGAGCGCAAUGUCAGAAAUCAAAGUUACGCAAGGCGAACGACCCAGAACAAAAGAAAAAUUAAAUUUGCUUAAGACAAGACAAACGACCCAGAGGAACACAAGGCUAGAAAUGGAAGUUACAUUUUGUUGCAAUUUUAUUUCCCAUCUAGACUGGAGGGUAAGAAUUUCAGCUGAGGCCAUGGAAAUUUCCCAUUAUCAUUCCCUAUUUCACCUCCAUUUUUAACCGCAAACAAACGGAGUGUUGAAAAAAGUUAGAUGUAUAUUUAAUCCUUGGAAAAGCUUUCUAAUGCAAAGCACUAUAUAGUAUAUAUUGUAGAUUUAGGUGUUUGGAACCAAUUUGUGAUCAUCACAACUCCUUUCGAAAGUGUUUAGUUAUAUGUUUAGUUGA